AUGGAGAAAACUUCCAUUAAAAGUAGCACUAUUGGUUCAAGAUGUACAAUUAAUUCAAAAACUAGAAUAACUGAUUGUAUUUUAAUGAAUGGUGUUACCAUUGAAGAGAGAUGUGUACUUCAAAAUUGUAUAGUAUGUCAUGAUGCUGUAAUCAGUGCUGGCUGUGAACUUAAAGACUGUUUGAUAAGCGGUAGUUUUAAGGUCCCAUCUGGAGAAAAACAUUAUAAUGAAGUACUCACGGCUAUGGACAGGCUGAUGGAAAUUUGA
Messenger RNA from Macrosiphum euphorbiae (potato aphid), 267 nucleotides. The record is from the annotation of a GenBank genome assembly. Lineage: Eukaryota; Metazoa; Arthropoda; Insecta; Hemiptera; Aphididae.